Molecule: messenger RNA, 2808 nt
Organism: Rhodofomes roseus
Lineage: Eukaryota; Fungi; Basidiomycota; Agaricomycetes; Polyporales; Fomitopsidaceae
Exons: 3
Coding region: 1-2808 (935 amino acids)
Source: RefSeq, a predicted model, not a curated record
AUGCGCGCACCAGCGGCUGGAACAUCCUUCCUCGGUGACGUUUCCCGACCCUCGCGACCUCCCUCGGUGGUCCCCUCGGGGUCCGUCACCCCGUUUACUCAAAUCUCGACCCCCAGCUCGGAGCCGCGAGUCGGAAAGGGAAGCGUCAAAUCGGAGGAAGUUCGAGACACGGAGAGCGCUAGUAAGUUACCUGCUCUUCCCUCAGGACUGCCGAAGUCUCCGCGGACGAUCCCCGUCCCGGAGGAACUUUCAGCACGAGUUGCUUCCUCCCCGGUUGCUCUCCGCGACGCGAGACCCCACUCGCUCGUGGAGUCGCCGCUCCCUCGACCUGCGGACAAUAGCUCUCAGACGGCCCUGCCUCCGGGAUGGAGCUCCCGGCACUCCCCACCCGUCUCACCACUCUCGGCUGGCCCUCCGCCACCGAGUUGGUUCUCCUCACCAAGAACUGGAGCGGCUUCCUCGACAGGACCGGUCGCUCCUCCCAUUGCUACAUCCACUCCUUGGCGAUCAAAGGUUUCAUCGUCCGAGUCGGUCACCACCAACCCCUCCUUCUCAACGGAGGAAGUCCAGCAAGCCGCCAAGAAUGCUGUCGAUAAGGUGCAUCUUCGCGACCUAGUCGACGGGAAAGGGCGAUUCAAGGACCACCUACGGAAGCCUGCGGAAGCUCAAACCAUUUUCGAAGAACUGAGCGCUCCCGAUGAGACUGGAAGGUUUCGUACUCUCUUCGAAGAAACGAACCUCUUCCUCGCUGAAGACUUGGACAACGACGAUGUACUGGAUGCGCCUACACAAGAAGUCAAGGACGCCCGAUUUCACGUACGCGCCAAGAUUUUGCUCCGUAUCAACUAUAUCGUGGACGGCCUCGAAUCCCUGGUGACCCGGAUGUUACAACUCGAAAACGAGAACCGUUUCUGGAAGGCGGAUCACGCUUACUCCCUCUUGGGCGCACUUAGAUCAUCCUCGUCUCGUGGUCUCAUCUGGGAUUCCUUCCGAGUCAUCCAGUAUCGAUGUGCGAAAGCUAUCGCUCUGAUCCACCAGAGGCGAGCCCUCCACGUUGGGACGACUUAUCCCGACUCCAUUCGGUCCACUGCUUCGGACUUCAGCCGAAACGUCCGAGCUUCGGCUUCUAAACGGAUAAUGAUCGAUAAAUGGUUGGACAACCCGGACGUGUACCCUAACCUGACCCCCGAGUACCAAUCAGUGGUGCUUAGGCGUCUGGGUAAGACUCAGGGGUUGGACUCCGAAUUAGCCAACAAACAGGUCCCCUUCGAUCAACGAUUCAGUCGACUCCCUUCCUCUCUGCUCGUAACGCCCGUUGCUCACGGAGCCUCCGUCUCCAUGGCCGAAGACGACAUCUUGUCUUCCCGAUCCUCCUCUGCCGGACGCGUGGAACGUGACCUCACUCGCGCCCAGUCCAUGGCCUUCACUGAGCCUCCUUCCCUGGUCAAGCCGGAAGAGAGCGUUCGACUUCCCUCGUCAAAGCGGAUGACCCGGGACGUAGAGUGCAGUUUCAAGACCCUCCGCAUCAUCCUAAGGACGAGUCCGCUUCAAAUGGCCCCUCGAAGGAACGCAGGUCCUCAAGUCAUUGGUUCCGCGGACACUCGGUGGCUCUCCCAGAGUCCGCGGACGCUCAAGCCGUACACGACGCGGUAUUUCCCCCGGAUCGGCCUCAGGCCUCCUCCCCUCGACCUCCUUGGAGAACGGUUUCUCCCAUUGCUUCUCUCCGCGACGUUCCUCCUCACCUACCUCCAUUCCACUACGAGCAAACUUACCAGUCGAAGGAGGCAGGGGGCACUAAGACCUUCGUGUACGAAUCUCGCUCAGCGGGUAGCGUUGCGCGAGGAGGAAAAGUCCCUCCCGCGUCGAACUUCCCAAGCCAUCACGACGAAGGACCGCCAAAGGGAUCCCCGCGUGAAUCUCCUUCACACUCGUCUCACCGCGAAGGAGGCGGUCCCCCCCGAGGCGGCCCUUCGGGACCUGGAGGCCCUCCUGGAGGAGGAGAUGGAGGAGGCAACGGUGGAAACGGCAAUGGCGGAGGAACUCCUCCCCAUGGUCGCUCCCCUUCUGGUCGUCCGCCGAGUCACCCUCCGAGCGGGAAUUCCGGAGGACCUCCGGGAGGAGAACCUCCCUAUGACCGCCGCCCCGAGGGAAACUGGUAUACGUCUUGAUCAAAAGAUCUCUCGAGAUUCCAUCCCCGAAUGGAACGGAAGUCUCAAUACGAUCUUGAUCUACUUGCACAAGAUGAACAACCUAGCAAGGAAGAAUGAGUCCGUGGCCAGGGACCUGGGAGCCGCCGCUCCCGAUCGAUUCACCGGACGAGCCGAGCGAUGGUGGCAACUCCUCGAUUUCGAUACCCAGAAAAUGUACUCGUUGAACUGGUGGAAACUGUACGAAGGAAUCAAGCUGCAGUUCUUCACGCACAAGUUCACGGUGUCACUCCGUACUCAAUACGAUGGUCAACGAUUCCGUCAGCCAGGCCACGAGAAGGAGCUCCCCAUGGACUUCGUCGACCGGCGUCUUCUGUACCACCGUCACAUUACAAGCUUGCCUCAGGAACCGGACUAUGAAAUAGCGGCGGUUAUGCACAACGCCCCGCCCACAUGGUCUACGGUCCUAUCCUUAGACAGCAUUCGCACCAUCGCCGCCCUCAUGUCCAGAGUGGCUGAUAAGACCGACGAGCUCAUAGCUUUCGCGUCUAUGGCCCCCGUUCGCACUACCCAAUACGAACAACUCCUUCGCCUUCCUUCUUCGAAGACCGAACCUCGCAACUUCUCUUCAUCUAGGCGCGCUUUCGCCGCAGAUCAGUGA